Bursaphelenchus okinawaensis is the source of this 3047-nucleotide messenger RNA. Lineage: Eukaryota; Metazoa; Nematoda; Chromadorea; Rhabditida; Aphelenchoididae. The record is from the annotation of a GenBank genome assembly.
AUGAGUGAGGAUCAUUUGGUAAAAAGAGGAUUAGUUAAGCAAGUCUUGAGCGGAGAUUCUGUGGUUUUGCAAGGUCCAGCUACAAAUGGUCCUCCCAAGGAAAUUACUAUUUAUUUGAGUAAUGUUGCUGCUCCACGCUUGGCCAAAAGGCCUGUUGAAGGAGGUUCUGAAGGGUCGAAUGAUGAGGUAAAAAUGGCGUAAUUUUUGUGGGAUGAUUGGAGCUUUUUUGUUUUGUUGUUUCAAACUUGCAAUAAUAAUCUGUUUUUAGCCUUAUGCUUGGGAAGCCCGUGAAUUUAUAAGAAAAAAGAUUGUUGGAAAAACAGUUGUCUUCAUCAGAGACUUCCUUGCGACUUCUGGACGUGAGCACGGUAGGAUUUACUUGGGCGGUACUUCUCCUGACGAUGCCGAGAACAUCGCCGAAAGUGCGGUAUUAGCCGGAUGGUUAGAAGUUAAACAAGGAAAACAAGUUGAGUAAGUAUAUUGUUUUCUUUUUUAUUUGGUUUCUUUAGUGAACACACAGAGAAGCUUUUGGCCGCCCAAGAGAAGGCCAAGUCUUCAAAACUGGGACGUUGGGCUGAAGACGGUAACUCUCAAGCUCAUGUUCGUGACAUUAUCUGGCAAGUGGAAGACUUGAGAGAGUUGGUUGAUAACAACAAAGGCAAAGCUUUCGAUGCAGUUGUUGAACAAGUCCGUGACGGUAGUACGUUGAGAGUAUUCCUUCUACCCGACUUCCAGUACUUGACUGUUAUGAUCAGUGGAAUCAAAGCUCCAGCUGCCAAAGUCGGACAGAACGGACGAAAUGAACCAUACGGUGAGGAAGCCAAGUUCUUCGUUGAGUCUCGUAUUCUUCAACGUGACGUUAAGAUCUACUUGGAAGGUGUCUCUAACCAGAACGUUGUUGGAAGCGUAAUCCAUCCACGAGGAAACAUUGCCGAGCUUCUAGUUGAAGAUGGUUACGCAAGAUGUGUUGAAUGGACGUUAAACUUGGUGACUGAAGGACCACAGAAGUACAGAGAAGCUGAAAAGUAGGUUUUUAAUUUAUUGCGCUGUUUAGUAUUUGUAUUUUUGUUGUAUUACUAUAUUAUAAUUUGGAUAUUAUGAUUUGUAUAACUUUUGCUUUUAGACGCGCUAAGGCCGCCAAACUUCGUAUUUGGGCGAACUACGUUAGCACAGCUUUGCCAGCUAGUCAAAGAAAAACUUCUAACGUCAAGGUCAUUGAAGUAGGUCUCGGAGAUAACAUUACCGUUCUGAAGGACAACGGCGAAGAAGAGAAAGUCUUCUUCUCAUCUUUGAAGGGUGUUCCAAGGCCUGGUACUGCCAAGAGGCCAUUGUAUGAUACUCCUUGGAUGUUCGAAGCUCGUGAGUUUUUGAGAAAGAGAUUGAUUGGAAAGAAGGUGCAACUUACUCUGGACUACAUUCAACCUCAACAGGAAAAGUUCCCAGAAAAGCACUGUUAUUCUGUUAUCUACAAUGGACAAAACAUUGCUGAAAAGCUGAUUGAAGAAGGUUUGGCCAAAGUGUUGAGACAUAAACAAGAUGACGAAAACAGGUCGGUUCAUUACGACGAUUUGCUGGCCGCUGAAUCUAACGCAGAAAAAGAAAAGAAGGGAAUAUGGAAUCAGAAGGAGACCGGGCUCAUUCGUGUCAACGAGAUUCAAAAUGAUUUGGCUAGAGCUAAGACGUACUUGUCCACUUUCCAACGUGGGUCAAGACCUUCUGGCAUUGUCGAAUUUGUAUCAAGCGGAUCCAGACUCAGAGUAUACAUUCCAAAGGAAAACGCCGUUAUUACUGUAGUACUUAGUGGAAUUAGUUGUCCAAGAACUGCCAGGCUUAUCCAAGGCAAACCACAAGGAGAAAGCGAACCAUUUGGGGAAGAAGCAUACAACUUUACACGCCGCAAUGUUCUGCAAAGAGAAGUUCACCUUGAUAUUGACUCGAUCGACAAAAGUGGUGGCUUCAUCGGUUUUGUUUUCUACCAAGGAGAAUCAGGACAAGUCAAUUUAGCUGAACAGCUGGUCGAACAAGGAUUGGCUUCUGUCCACUUCACUGCUGAGAAGACCAAGUACUACAAUCAGUUGCUGAACGCUGAAAAGAGAGCUCAAGACCAAAAGCUUCGUUUGUGGAAGGAUUACGUUGAACACGCUGCAACUGAAUCUUCUGCACAAGUUGAAGCCAAUGAUGUAAGCGAAAGAAAGCUGAACUUGAAGAAGGUCCUUGUCAGUGAAGUUGCUAAAGGAAACCUACACUUCUUUAUCCAGCAGUACGAAGAUGGUAAGUAGCAAUUAUGAUAUUUUUGAAGUUUUUGAUUACAUUUUCUAUUUAUUAUAAUUUUAGGUCCAAUUAUUGAAAAAUUGAUGGCUGAUUUGCAACGUGAGGUCGGUACCCCCACAACAUCUUACACUCCAAGAAAGAACGAACUUUGUGCUGGUUUCUUCAAGGAAAUUAACCUAUGGCACAGAGUCAAGGUUGAGAGCAUCAAGGGAGGCAAUGCUGAUAUUGUCUACGUUGACUUUGGAAACGUAAGUGUUUUUCAUUUUGUAAACAUUAUAAAUUUAGAGAGAAACCGUCCCAACUUCUUUGUUGGCUCCUCUUCCGACUUCCUUGGUUUCACAACAACCGUUGGCCAAGGAAUACAAACUAGCUUUGGUUCAACCUCCAAAUGAUGCUGACUUUGCUGCCGAGACUGACGCCGCUUUCCAAGAUAUCACGCGAAGCGUUGAGUACGUGGAGAUGAAUCCUGAAUACAGAAUUGGAACUCUUCAAGCUGUUACCCUCUACUUCCCAGGACAAGAUAACAAGUCUGUGGACUUGGGCAAGUACCUUGUUGAGCAAGGACUGGCUCUCACUGAGCACCGUCGCGAACCAAGGUUCCAAAAACUUGUAAGGUUUUGCUCUAGUAAUUUUUUAUAUUCUUGUUGAUUCAACUUUUAGUACAACAUAAUUAUUUUUAUUUUCAGGUGAAGGAAUACGAAGAAGCGGAAGCCACCGCACGUCGUGAACGUCGCAACAUCUGGCGCUACGGUGAUUUCACAGGACAAGAUGUCUAA